GAUUUGUGAGCAAAUCAGACCCAACCCCUCCAGCCAAUCCGGUUCCGAGAGAAUACGAUUCUAACAUUCGCAAAGUGAUUCUAGUGGAGUGUGGAAGUUGACCGGUGAAGCUCCUGCUCGCGACAGUUAGUUUGGGUACUCUUGAUUUUGCUAUAUUCCGGGUUCCUUGGGUCACUCCACUUUCAGUUUCUAUUGCAUUUCGGUUUCAGUUCUCAUAGCCAAGAUGUUCCGCGCAGUAAAACUAGCUGGCCGGCUACAAAAAGCCGCAUAUUCGUCAUUGCCAGCCCCGCAACCUAACCCGGAGGUUCUCUACACUGGCUUGUUUAUCAAUAACGAAUGGCACAAAAGCAAAAGUGGCCGAACUUUCCCAUCCAUCGACCCAACUACCGAAAAAGUUAUCGCUGAAGUCCAACAUGCAGACAAGACUGAUGUAGAUAUUGCGGUAGCCGCUGCCAGGAGUGCCUUCAAGCUUGGAUCACCAUGGCGCAGAAUGGAUGCCUCUGAGCGAGGUAAUCUCAUUAACAAGUUGGCAGAUCUUAUGGAACGCGAUCGUACCUACCUAGCUAGCUUGGAAACUUUGGACAAUGGAAAGCCAUUCGCUAUGUCCUACAAUGUUGAUGUCCCAAUGUCCAUUAAGAAUCUUCGCUACUUUGCCGGUUGGGCAGACAAAAAUCACGGUAAAACAAUCCCAAUGGAUGGAGAUUUCUUCGCAUACACCCGUCACGAACCUGUAGGAGUUUGCGCUCAAAUCAUCCCCUGGAAUUUCCCGAUUUUGAUGUUGGCAUGGAAAUUCGGACCAGCUUUAGCCACUGGAAACACAAUUGUAUUGAAGCCAGCCGAACAAACUAGCUUAACCGCUUUGUACAUUGCACAAUUGACAAAGGAAGCAGGUUUCCCAGAAGGUGUAAUCAACGUCAUACCAGGCCACGGCGACACAGGAUCUGCACUUACAAUGCACCGUGAUGUAGACAAAGUUGCUUUCACAGGAUCUACUGAUGUCGGCAAGUUGAUUCAAAAGGCGUCAGCCGAAAGCAACUUGAAGAGGGUUACUUUGGAAUUGGGCGGAAAGAGUCCAAAUAUUAUUCUCUCUGACACUGAUAUGGAUUAUGCUGUCGAAACUGCUCACUUUGGAUUGUUCUUCAAUAUGGGACAGUGUUGCUGUGCUGGUAGCCGCACAUUCGUUGAAGACAAGAUUUAUGAUGAAUUCGUUGAAAGGAGUGCUGAACGUGCUAAGAAACGAACAGUUGGCAAUCCAUUCGAUACAAACACCGAACAGGGCCCACAAAUCGACAAGGACCAACUGGACAAGAUUCUUCAACUGAUUGAAAGCGGAAAGAAACAAGGAGCCAAACUUGUAACUGGUGGCAAUCGCUAUCAAGGUCUUCCAGGCUAUUUCGUCGAACCUACUGUAUUCGCUGAUGUUAAAGAUGAUAUGCAAAUUGCACGUGAAGAAAUUUUCGGACCUGUACAACAAAUCAUCCGAUUCAAGUCCCUCGAUGAGGUCAUUGAACGUGCGAAUAACAGCGAAUAUGGUCUAGCUGCCGCUGUGUUCUCGAAGAACAUCGAUAAAGUCAACUAUAUUGUUCAAGGAUUGCGUGCUGGAACAGUUUGGGUGAACACAUACAAUGCUUUUGGAUCACAAACUCCAUUCGGCGGUUACAAGAUGUCUGGACAUGGACGUGAGAACGGCGAGUAUGCAUUGAGCAAUUACACUGAGGUGAAGAGCGUUGUUGUUAAAAUCCCACAAAAGAACUCAUAAAAAAUCGAAAUGCUGGUGAAAUAAAUGCUUUUUGUUAAGACUUUGUUGAACGACUUGCGAAAUUCGCUCGGCACUAAGUUUGCUGAGAUAUGUGGAUCAUUUUGGAUUGGAUAGUCGUUUAGCAAAGCGGCACUGAUGUAUAUCAAAAUCAUCACAUCACAUUCAAUGUUUUUCGUCCAUGUAAACUGUUUUUUAAUAAGGAUCGAUGUAAGCGCACACAAGUCUGUAAUAUUAUACUAAACUCUACCUUUUUCUAAUUUUGGUAAAUAUAUAAAUGAAAAUGGUA
Messenger RNA from Hermetia illucens (black soldier fly), 2045 nucleotides. It is a transcript of the gene Aldh, whose product is annotated as aldehyde dehydrogenase, mitochondrial. The coding region runs from base 224 to 1759 and encodes 511 amino acids. NCBI's taxonomy places the organism in Eukaryota, Metazoa, Arthropoda, Insecta, Diptera, Stratiomyidae. Gene Ontology annotation, molecular function: aldehyde dehydrogenase (NAD+) activity. The transcript is spliced from 5 exons. The record is from RefSeq and is a predicted model, not a curated record.